Drosophila takahashii is the source of this 1815-nucleotide messenger RNA. RefSeq names its product Sperm-Leucylaminopeptidase 8 (gene S-Lap8). Gene Ontology annotation, molecular function: metalloaminopeptidase activity; manganese ion binding. Gene Ontology annotation, cellular component: cytoplasm. The record is from RefSeq and is a predicted model, not a curated record. Gene Ontology annotation, biological process: proteolysis. NCBI's taxonomy places the organism in Eukaryota, Metazoa, Arthropoda, Insecta, Diptera, Drosophilidae.
AUGUCUCGAUCACAGGUGAUCUCUUGUUUGCGCUUGAGCCGUUCCACUUUGGGAUUAUUCAGGUGCCAGAAGGCACUCUUUUUUGCCAGAGGACCAGGUUUUCAGCAGGUGAGGUGCAAAAGCGAGGAUGGCGGCUGCAACACCUGCAACCUUCAGGGCGUGGUGGUUGGCCUCUAUGCCAAGGACGGUGACAAGGGUCUAAAGUUGUCCCCGGGUGGCGAGAAGUUCGACGAUCGUGUGAGCGGCAAGAUCACGGAACUGAUCAAAGAAUCUGGACUCAAUGGGGAGCUCGGCGUGGGUCGACUGUAUCAGAACAUAGACAAGGAGUACUGGGCCGUGGCGGUUGUGGGUCUGGGCAAGGAGGGCGCUGGCUACAAUGCCGAGGAGGUCAUCGACGAGGGCAUGGAGAACGUGAGGGUGUGCGCCGCCGUCGGGGCGCGGGCUCUGCAGAUGCAGGGAUGCACCACCUGCCACGUGGAUGGCAUGGAGUAUCCCGAACAGGCGGCCGAGGGAGCAGCGAUGGCCGUGUGGCGAUACAAUGUGAACAAGCGCAAGAAGAACCGCGUGGCCAUACCGAAGCUGGAGCUGUACGGCUCCACGGAUCAGGAUGCCUGGACGAGGGGUCUCUUCAAGGCCGAGUCCCAGAACUUGGCCCGUCGCCUGGCCGACACCCCGGCCAACCAGAUGACCCCCUCGAUCUUCGCCCAGGCAACCGUGGAUGCUCUGUGCCCCUGCGGCGUCUCCGUGGAGGUUCGCUCGAUGGACUGGAUCGAGACCCAGAAUCUCAACUCCUUUCUCAUGGUGGCCAAGGGCUCCUGCGAGCCGCCCAUUAUCCUGGAGGUCAGCUAUUGCGGCACUUCGCCGGAGGAGCGGCCCAUCCUGAUGCUCGGCAAGGGACUGACCUUCAACAGCGGCGGCCUGUGUCUGCAUCCGAAGAAGGGAAUGGACGAGUAUAGGGGAGCGGUUUCCGGGGCCGCCGUCUGUGUGGCGGCCAUUCGAGCGGCAGCUGCUCUAUCGCUGCCCAUAAAUGUUUCGGCAGUGCUGCCUCUAUGUGAGAACAUGCCUUCGGGAAUGGCAACCAAGCCGGGCGAUGUGGUGACCCUGCUUAACGGAAAGACCAUGCGAAUCAAGGACAUCUCAUUAGCUGGCACUGUGCUACUGGCCGAUCCCCUGCUCUACGCCCAGUCGACCUUCAAGCCCAAGCUGGUCGUCGAGGUGGGCUCCAUGGCCAGUGGCAUUCGCAAGGGGCUGGGUGCCUCGGCCACCGGUUUGUGGACCAACAACUCCUUCCUGUGGAAGAACUUCCAGAAGGCCGGAGCUCUCACCGGCGAUCGAUUGUGGCGCAUGCCGCUGUGGAAGUACUUCCGCAAUCUAGUGGCCCCCACCAAGGCCUACGACAUCUGCUCGACGGGGCAGGGACACGCCUCCUCCUGCCUGGCCGCCGCCAUCCUCUUCGAACUGGUGCCCUGCUCCGACUGGGUCCACCUGGAUACCCACGGCACCGGAAUGCUGGCCCAGCACGGAGUGCCGCCGUAUUUGCUCAAGGACUGCAUGACCGGACGUCCAACUCGAUCGAUUAUCCAGUUCCUUUACCAGAUGGCCUGCAAAUGAUGCGGCGUCUUUUUGAGGAGAACUUGACGAGGGAUCCGUGUCCUGUAAAUUCAGUGUUGUAUAUUAUCCAUAUGACGUCCCUACCAUUGGGUUAACUUGUAGAGUCGGUAUGGUGUUGAGCCUUUACUCGAAUGAUGUGACGUAUUCUGUAAUGUCAGAACGGUUGAAAGCUUCAACAAAAUAAAAUUCAGGUAGCCAAAAAAA